AGCACAGCCUUCCUUAUUCCCAGAUGGAGAGAUCACUGGUCUGCCCCUCUUAGCUGUGACUUCUAUCUGGACAUGCUAAGUGCUACAUGUAUGGGGAUUUACAGGGCUGGAUCCUAAGGACUAAUUGCAACUUAAAGUGGAGGCGACUGAAUGACAGGCCUGCAUUAAGUAAAUGCUUAGUGCACCCAGACAAUGUCUGCAUUGUACAGUUGUCUGAAAGUGACACUAUCAUGGCUACAAAGACAACAGAAGGAAUACAGAAUUUAGAGACAGAAGAGCUCCAUGAAGAGUGUUCAGCUACAGCGAAAAAGAAGUCAAAAUUUAAGGCCUUCAAAAAGUUUUUUGUGAAAAACAAGGACAGACGGAAAGAAGUACCUGUUCUCUUAAGGGAGAACAUUUUAAAACCCAGCCAAUCCAGCAGUGAUGUCAGCAUAACAGGAGCCAGUUCCAGCAUCCUUCAUUCAGCACAAGAUGCAGGGACAAAGAGCAAUAUGGGAAAUAAGGCCUUAUCGCAUGACAGUGUGUUUAUUGCUGAGGCAGAAAAUGCUCCCAAAGAGCCGUCGUUACAUGAAAAUGCCCCAGGGAAAGUAAAGGCAUUACAGCUACAGCUUCAGCAGAAUAUCAGGAUGCGGUCAUCUCCUAAGAUCAUUGCUCGUAAGAAAAUAGAAGAUUCUGGAACACUUUCAGAGGAUGACGGGUUACCCAGAAGUCCUCCAGAAAUGACAACUUUACAUGAAAUUUUGUCUCACCCUUCAGAAAAGUCUUCCAACCUUGGACAGAGACGGAGUUCUUUGAGUUUAGGAGGGACUGACAGUGAAGAUGAGCAGCCAAUCAGUCCACUGCAAUUCAGUGGGGUUUCUCGUCCCAACACACCAGCAAACUUAUUGCUUCCAGUGGACUUUUCAUCUCCUGCCAGUCCCUUGGUCUGCCUGGAUAAUUCAGCAGCAAAGCACAGGAUUGCAGUGAAGCCAAAGAAGCAAAGAGGACCUGCUCUGAAACUGAAGCAAACUGAUGAAGAGCAAUGUAAAGACACAGUAAAAACUGAUGAAGAUGUGACCAAAAAAGAAGACAAAAGCAAAGAAGAUGCAGUGGUACAGUCACUUGAACUGGAUGUGACUGUCCAAGUUGAAUCAGAAAUAGAAGAGAUAAAGGAGGACCACGGAGAAUAUACUCCACCUGUUGUUUCUGUUACUCUUAUUCCUGAAGAUGAACAAUGUAUUCCGCAAGAUGAAUUAACCUGUGGAGAGACCGAUGUUGAUAUCCAUAGUAAUCUGGUACCUUCUGAAGACCAAGCAGAGGAUCACUGUAAAGAAACAGACAAGCAAGCACAGAAUUCUCCAUGCUCUGACCCUGAAGUGUUUCUUCAUUUAUAUGUGCAGAGUAAUAUCACAGCAGUUUGUGAUAACCCAGAGAUUUUAAAUAAUACCAACAUUGAGACUUCAGAUAUUGUUGAAAGUGACAUACAAUGUGACUCCACAAAUAUUUCCCAAGAAAAUGACGAGUGCACUGAGACAAUUUCAUUGGUGGAAACCAUUGGUGCUGAAGUUAAAGAUGAUGAGCAGGGAGAAUGCUCUGAUCUGGAUAUUUUCUUGUUAGCAACUGAAGAUGAAGCACAAAUUAAUAUGGAAAGCACUUUAAUUGUUGAGGACUUGAAUUUACCAGCUGCUGACCUGUUGCCUGAUACUUUAGCUACUGAUGCCUGUAACAGUAACAAAGCUGCAGAAACAGAAGAUGAGACCUCUCCAAGUAUUACAAUGAGUGAAACUCUAGACACUGCAACAAAGGACAUGGCAACUAUGUUUGAAACUGAAAUAUCUUUAGCUGAAGAGGAAGACAAGUGUAUAACAACAGACAAGGCUAUGUUCAACCUUAAUGCACAGCAUACAGUGCUGGAAGCUGAAAAUGCAGGCCAAACAAUAUUGGAAGAGGACAACAGAAUUAAUCAGACUUCAUAUGAAUGUGAAGAAGAAAGUUUGCCUCUAGACUCCCCAGAAAAAGUGUUUACUGAUGGUAAGCCAAAUGCAAGACAUUCAGAAAGUCCCCAAAAAACCUCUACAAAGCCAGUUCUGUUCACUGUAGUCCCAGCAUGGCAAAGAUCCCUCUCUGUGGGAUCUACUGUGAAAGACAGCAGCUUUUUCAGGAAUAUUAAUGUGCACAACAUUAAGACAGAGCUGUUUGUUGGAAGUGCAAGUGUCCCAGAUUCGUUUAGCUCAGAGGAAUCAAAAAAGGAAAAUGUUCAGAUGAUCAAAUCAAUUGAAGCUGAAGCAGCAGUCCCCUUUGGGGUCCGGCUGAGAAGGACAACAUCCUCUUUAAAAUACAAUGAAGAGGAACAAGUUGGUGAAUCAAUACAACAGAGUUUAUGUUCUUCUGAACCAACAUUAGUUGUAAGUCAGAAUAUACAAAAUCCUGCAAAGAAAACCGAGACACUAUCAGACAUGAGCGUAUCUAAGCUAUCCCAAGCCAGCGAGGACAGAUGGCAACAAAAGACAAAACCUGAGGAUCUUUCACAGAGACAGAACUCUGAACCAGCCUGGAUCUCAAUGGCAAAACAGAAACAGAAAGGAUUCCAGGAUCAUGUCCUUGCUAGAGAGCAGAGCAUGGAAACAGAAGAGAUGAGUGAACUUUUAGUAAGAAGAAAUGUCACUUCUCUGCAAAGCCCAGAACUGAAGGAGAAUAAUAUAGAGCCUGUCUCUUCUGAUAUUGCAGUAUUAGCAGAUGUCCGACUGGAUCUUGAAAAGUCCACUUCACCUACUGGAUCCCAGACUUCUCAGGAACCUCCUUGGUUGUCUCUGGCCAAGAAAAAGGCGAAGGCAUGGAGCGAGAUGCCUCAGAUAGUGCAGUAGCAGUUCCCCCCAAGAUGCACACAUGCUUCGUCAGACCAGUUGUUUCACUGUGAAUACGGGCAGCCAUAUAAAGCCUGCAAUGUCUAUAGUAUGCCAAGUACUGAGCUGCUCUUCAUAUGAUGCUAGACUUUCUUUCUUAUGUUUCUUGUAGGAAACACAAUAUGGAAAUCAGGGAUGUCAAACUAGCAGCCCUCCUGCUGUGGGGGAACUGCAAUGUCAUACACCUGAGUCUCUUUGGCUGUAGUUGAGCAACUGCUGAAUGGCUGCAGGUGGACUUUCCUUGAGGCAAAUGCUCUCACUUUCUAGUAAAAAUAAUACCAGUAUCACAGUAUACUUUGUUUUAAUUUUUAAUUUUAGUAACAAGGACUAUUACAAAUUUUUAAAGGAAGUUAUCUAAAAUGAGUAUUUAUAAGAACAUGCAAGAAUUGUAUAGGUCAGUAGUGUCAAUUACUCCCAGCAUCCUCAGCAAGUUCACUGCUCAAAAGGUUGUGAUGAUUCCUAAUGGUGCUUUGCAGGUCCUUCUGGUAGUGAGUGACAUUAAUUAUUAAAUUAAAAACAUAAAACAGAAUUGAUGCUGCAAUGUCUUGGAUACCUGCCUUAACCCCCCAGACCCCCCACCCCGUGGGAUUUCAAUGCACUAUUAAGUAUUUCUGGGACUAAUUCGAGCCAAUUUACGAUAUCAAUAUUUUUAUGUUUGUGAGUCCAUGUAAGAAAAUAUAUAAGACAUAGCUUUUCUUUGCAAAAACAAUUGUUUUAGCAGUAUUGGGAGCUCAUAUCCUGCAGUCAGAAGGUUAUACUUUAAUGACAUAUAUAUACUGAAGGUACCAAAGAAGAGAGCACAAGUUAUUCUAUCUGCCAGUUGCAAAGGAAAGCAUACGAUUUUUGUAAGUGCAAUUGCUAUCAUCUUAAUUCCCUAAAUAUGUUCUGUUUUCUUUUAUCUAACAGUAUUCUGUGUUAAUCCAUCAUAAUAUAUUCUUGUUUAAGCACACUAUCCAUAAAAGGAGAAAACUUCAGUUGCACAGAGUAGAGACGUAUAACUAAUGUAUAAGCACUCCACAGUUAUAAGAAAGUUUUGUGCUUAAAAUCAAAUGGUAUAUUGUAAACUUCCACUCUGGGUAGCAUUGGUCUUGUUAGAGCGUGCACGAUUUCAUAAUAGACCAUAUACAGUUGCAGGGGACAGAAAUGUGUUAGUGUGAAUGUCUGUGUUUACAGUACAAUAUAUGAAUUUGGUCCCUAUUAGUUACAGAAAAUUGUGUUUUCUGCUUGAUCAGAUAGACUACAAUAUUGGUGUUCUUUUUCCUGGUGCUUUAACUGCCUUUUAUUUUGUUGGGUGGUGCAUCAAACUAUCACCCUUGAGUGUUUGUUGUUAGUACCCUGAAUUUGAGGACCAUCUCUGGAGUUCUUUGCCUAUUUCUAAGAGAAAAGAACAAAUAAGAUUGCUCAAAAUGAACAUUAGCAUAGAGCAGAUUAAUGCCAAUGCUGCCAUCAGAAUGGUGAGCAAACAAGUUUUACUCUAGAUCAAACUGAGCCUGUUUUUCUAAGGGAACUUUGUCAGAACAUCACUUUUCUGUAGUAUUUUCAUGUAUUCAGCAACUAGUACUGGUCACACAAGUGUUAAAUGAAUUUUACAUGUUAGUUUGUCACAUAACCCACCUAGGGAACCACAAGAAGAGAAAGCUUGUGUCCAGUGUUGGACUGGGACAUCAGGGGCCCACCCAAAAACCUUAGACCAGGGGCCCACCAAAAAACCAUAGACCAGGG
Molecule: messenger RNA, 4604 nt
Organism: Xenopus laevis (African clawed frog)
Lineage: Eukaryota; Metazoa; Chordata; Amphibia; Anura; Pipidae
Exons: 12
Coding region: 87-2843 (918 amino acids)
Source: RefSeq, a predicted model, not a curated record